Xyrauchen texanus (razorback sucker) is the source of this 1274-nucleotide messenger RNA. RefSeq lists its product as uncharacterized. The transcript has 3 exons. The coding region runs from base 78 to 704 and encodes 208 amino acids. NCBI's taxonomy places the organism in Eukaryota, Metazoa, Chordata, Actinopteri, Cypriniformes, Catostomidae. The record is from RefSeq and is a predicted model, not a curated record.
GAGUGAAGAGAGGGUCAGAAACAUAUGCUAGUUUUUUUGAGACUUUAAGCAAAAACUGUCCAAGGAGUGCAGCACUGAUGGCUAGGGAGCCUUACUACAAAGAAUUCAUCCCCAAAUCUAGUAUGCUUCCUAAAACUGUUCUUGAAUACAGAACACCAGAGACUCUGCAGCUACCGCCCAAAGAGCUUGGAGAGCUAUGCCAGGUAUUCCAGCUAGAAGAGCUCAUCAUGUCCCAGGUCCAGGCUGUAGAGAGGGCAACUCGAAGUCAGAGUGCAAGCAGGAUUUGGUUUAGGCAAAGAGCUGGACGCAUAACUGCUUCCAAGCUGAAACAAGCUAUUAAGACCAACCCACAGCAACCAUCCAAGAGCUUGAUCAAGGCCAUAUGCUACCCAGAAGCAUAUAGGUUCACCACAGCCGCUACAAGUUAUGGAUGCAAACAUGAAGCACAAGCCAGAGGAGUCUAUGAGAAGCUGAUGGGUCGGGAGCAUGCAGGCUUCUCCUGUAUGGACAGUGGUCUCUGGCUGAACCCCAAGUGGCCAUACAUGGGGUCCUCCCUGAUGGGAUUGUUGCUUGUGACUGUCACGGAACUGGCAUCUGCGAGAUUAAGUGUCCACACUCUCACCAAGAUGAAGCCAAUCUGCGCUUGUGUGCUGGGGAAAAGGGCUUCUGCCUCAUCAAUGAUGGGGAUAAUCUCUUCCCCUUGAUGUUCGCAAUAGCGACUGCUUGUUGACUUUUAAAACGCGUCUUAAGACAUAUCUUUUUAUACAAGCUUUUUUAUAACAUAUUGUAUUGAGUUUUUAAUGCACUUUAUCUGUAUGCGGCUUGUUUGUUGUGUGUAUUGUCUUAUGCAGUGACCUGUAUAUUGCUUGUGAGGUGACCUUGGGUGUUAUGAAAGGAACCAUUAAAUAAAAUGCAUUAUUAUUAUUAUUAUAAUGUCAUGCUGGACCGGACACAUGACUACUACUACCAAGUUCAGGGACAGCUUCACAUUGUAGACGCUGAGUACUGUGAUUUUGUUGUGUGGAACCACAAUGACAUUUUUGUUGAAAGGAUUUUGCCCGAUCUUGAACUUUGGGAUGAUGUUAUCCCUAAAGUUGAGUGCUUUUUUAGAAACGGUAUACUCCAGAAAUACUGGGACAGCAAGUUACAAACUCACAUGUAUAAUGUAAUGAAAGGAUCUAGGCACUCUACAUUUUGACUAUUGUUAUGAGUGUGGUCUUUGUGAGUUCUGGUUGUUGUAUAAUUUAAAUGAAAAGAUUAAAUGCCAUUGAGAA